Molecule: messenger RNA, 3603 nt
Organism: Porites lobata
Lineage: Eukaryota; Metazoa; Cnidaria; Anthozoa; Scleractinia; Poritidae
Source: the annotation of a GenBank genome assembly
CGUAAUUCGGAUCUUUUAGAGUUUUUAGAUUCGUGCAAGGUGCCGGGUUAUCAAGGUCAGUGAAGCAUUAUGCAAAAGAAAGUCGCUAUUAUUGGAGCUGGAGCUGCAGGCUUAACUGCAAUCAAGUGCUGUUUAGACGAAGGUCUCGAACCAGUCGCUUUCGAAUCAGAUCCAUGGCUUGGAGGCGCUUGGAAGUACACGGAACUCUCAGAAGAAACCGAACGAAGAGGCUGUGUGUUUUACUCUACGAACACCAACACCAGCAAGCACACGAGCUGUUAUAGCGAUUUUCCUAUGCCUAAAGACUGGCCAAACUACCUUCCACAGCAAAAGUAUCUCGAGUAUUUUCAACUUUAUGCCAAACAGUUCCGACUGGAAGAGAAGAUUCGUUAUGAGUCAAAAGUCACGUCAGUGGAGCCAUGCACGGAUUUCAAUCAGUCUGGUCGAUGGCGAGUGCAUUAUUUGGAUAAGAAACUAGGCAAGGAAAGAACGGAGGAGUUCGACUUUGUUAUGGUUUGUACUGGAGUGAAUUGGGACCCUCGAAUGCCGCACAUUCCAGGCAUGGAUACGUUCAAUGGUGACGUCAUUCAUAGUAAGGAGUACAGGACAUGGAAGAAGUUUGAAGGAAAGAGAGUAGUAGUGGUGGGCUUUGGAAACUCUGCAGGUAUUUAAAGAUAUUUGAUUAGUAAAUGGAUUGGCUUAAUAUUUUAUUCAAUUUAAAUGAAAGAAUUAUGUUAAGUCUGGUUUUCAUUUACCCUCCUACCAACCUUCUACAUAGCUGCUAGCACCCCCUCUGACAACCCCCUCCCCCGCGUCCGGUGCCUGAUUCAAAUCUACAUACCUUGUAUAGUGCAGUGCGGGUACACACCAAGUACUACCGUACUGUACCAUCAUAUGGGAAAACCAUACCCAAUUCCAGACCAAAAUGGGCAAAGUGUAUACCCAUUUUCAGACCAAAACAGCGCAAAAAACCUACUCAAUGGGGCGGCACAUACCUAUAUGGCAUAUAUAAGGCAGUAUCCCCCCCCUCCCCAGAACUGUUAGUCAUUUGAACAUAGUGCGAUCUUUAAAAGCUGAAGAUAAAACCUCAUUUACCUUCACCUUGGCAAACUGUUGCAAUGUAACCCUAAAAGGUAACAAGGCUCCAGGCAAAUUGAUUGUUGACUACCUACUUUCAUAUAAUUUGUAGCAAAUCUGUGCAAUGCAAAUUAUUUUAAUCUGUGGUCAUAUUGAAGCAGAGCACUUACCAGUAAUUCAGUGAAAUCCACUCCUAAACCUUUACAUUAUGUUAUCUCUAGGGGACAUUGCCUGCGAGCUAAGUCACCAUGCAUCACAGGUUUAUCUGAGUGUUCGUAGUGGUGGUUGGAUAGCUUCUCGUUUGGCGGACAGGGGAGUACCAGGAGAUUGUACUUUCUUGAGCAGAUUUAUUCAGGCAAUUCCAUUAUCGAUCCGUGCUCAAGUAUUACGUCGCAAACUGGAGGCAAAGUUAGAAGUAGCAAACUUUGGCUUUGGGGGUGAGCAGCCACCGCACAAGAGAUUUCCAAUUAUAAAUGAUGAACUGCCAAACCGCAUAAUGACCGGCUCCAUUCAAGUCAAAGCAGACAUCGCCAAGGUGCAGGGGAGCACCAUCCAGUUAACAGAUGGCUCUAAACUAGAUUGCAUUGAUGCAAUUAUCUUUGGCACUGGAUAUAAGUUCAGCUUUCCAAUUUUGUCAGACACACUUCUACAUCCAAAAGACACGCAUCUCCCUCUCUUCAAGUAUGUGUUCCCACCAAUGUUAAAACCAGGCACUCUUGCAAUUAUUGGAGCAGUACGUGUGAAUGGUCCAGUUCCACCAAUUGCUGAGAUACAGUCCCGCUGGGCAGUGAGUGUUUUCACUGGGAAAUCAAGACUUCCUGAUAGUCAAACAAUGAUGGAUGACGUGGAGCUAAGACAGAAGACACUAGAAGCUAAUAAUGUAAGAUGCUGCCGUGCCUUUCAUUUGGUAAGAAAACAGUCUAUAAUGGCCUUCUUUUAACAUGCUGGGUUAGCUGUUGCGACUUCUGGGUCGAUCACUUAAUUAAAACAAAAGAAGUUACUUUUACAGUUUUUUCCAUUUUGAGCCCAAAGUUUGCAGGACGGUACAACUUUGUACUCCAAACAAUCGUAUGUGUCUGUCUUAGAGAGAAUUGACUGUUAAUAUAUGAUUAAAUUGCCAGUGAACACAACAAAAUGGAUUUGUUAGCUUGGACGUGGGCUAUUCUUUAUAUUUUGAAUUGAAUAUUUGAUUACAGGCCUGAAAAGCUAUUGGAACUUUUGAGAAAUGGGCCCGAGGCCCUCAUCAUAUUUUUUAGGCUAACAUGGCCCAGAAAAAUAUUUUUGAGGCUAGGUCUCCAACCUUUCUUUGGAUCUGGAAGCGUGGGCCCUUGCAGUUUAAGAUACCACUAGACUUAGUGUAGUUUUCUAUAAAGUUAAGUAUAAAAUGCCUUUCAUUUGACAAAUUUUACUCUUUUCAUUCACCUAAUUAAUUUUUUUCUUGAUUUUUACGUUACCCUUUAGUUCCCAACAAUAGUGUAGCUCUGUUGUAGGUAAACUCCAUUCCCAGGUUAAACCUGAAAUUAUUUUCUUUUUGCUCCCCUGAAUAAAGAUUUAGGGCUAGGAAAGAAGGGGAAUUCCAAAUCAAGUUAGAUUGUAACCUGAGAAAGGAAUUUACCCGCAACAGCACCACCAAUGUUUUAGUACAUAGACUUCAUUCAACCCACAACGCCUUGAUUCACUCUAACAAAGAACUAGCACUUGAUAGAGACAGGCCAUCAAAAAUGUGACUAUUCCAUAAUGUUUGAACUACGCCCCUCCAAUGGCUGAGUGUUUCAUUAUUUUGGUCAGACUGUUUAAUGUAAAACAUCAGUUACAGUUUGGGAUGCAUAAAAUUCUAUAGACAUUUUCCUUUUAAUGAUCAUUGUCAAAUUAUCAUUUGCCGACAGGUGAAUUUCAUCAGCUAUAUCGAUGAAAUUGCUUCCUUGAUUGGUGCAAAGCCAAAUCUUUGGCACCUUCUCACUACAGACCCACAGCUGGCCUUCAGAUGUUUCUUUGGUACAUGUAUACCUGCCCAAUACAGAUUAAUGGGCCCAGGGGCUUGGCUAGGAGCUAGGGACAUUAUCAUGGGGGUGCAGGAUAGUACACUUUUCCCACUGAAGACAAGAAAAAUAGACCCACAGGACGGAACUAAGAAAAUUAUGAGCCAGAAGGGCUCCAGCCUGUCAUGGAUGUUAGGCAUAUUUGUUGCACUCAUACUGUUUGUUUUGAUAUUCCUUUAAGGAGUAGCUGUAAUGUAGUGGACUGUGUGUAAACAUACAUAUUUACUCUUUAACCUUUUCACUCUUACUAAGAAUUUUAUUCAUUUCUGAAUGGAUUGAUUUCGUCAGUGGACUCAAAAAGUUUGAACUGUGACAGGUGUCUUUGUAUUUUAAUAUUUGUAAACUGAUGAAUUAUUAUUACAAAAAAAUUCUUGAGAACAUUUGUAUAGUUAAUAGCAUGAUUUGUAGUGAUAUUUGGCAUAAAUACCACGAAUGAUAUUUCAAAAUUGUUAUACGUAAUUUCACGAGCCGCUAGGCGAGUGAAAUU